GGUACUUACCCAAUUUCGCCUUCAUCCUCUCUCUCUCUCUCUCUCCGUCUCCGUAUAUACCCACACACUAGGGCACAUACAGAAUAGUUGCCAAUUACCCACUGUGAUUUGGGGCUGAAAGCACAUCGAAGCAUCGAUUUUUAAGUGGGGAGUUGCGCUAGAUUACUAUUUUCCAGUGCUUCCUAUCGGCAGUUGGGAAAUGCAAGAUCCAGGUAUGCUAUUGCCUGAGGAAGCUUCUGUUCCUAAGUCGAGAAAAAAGAAACCCUCAACCCAAAAGGCUUCCAUGUCUCAGCAAGGGCACAAUGCGACUCCUCCAACUCAAACAGGGAAGAAAGCCUCCAAAAAAGGGUUUAAAAAGGAUGUUUCUCCAUUGUUCCACCAACCAGAGAACUCUCCUUCAGAUUCAUUGCCGGACUCUUCCACGUCUGGAAAUGAUUACAGGGCGCUGAGAAGAAAAUAUUUGCUGCUGGAGGAAGAAAGCUUUGGGCUUGGGACAGAGUUGAGAGAGGUUGAAGAUGAGGUCAUAACCCUCGAAGAAGAGAAGAUUGCACUCUUGAAUGAGCUCGUUGUGUUAGAAGGCUUAAUCGAUCCUUCCGAGUUGCAGUCCCAGGGUCCACGUUUACCAUAGGUCCGAAUUAUUCGUUCGAUUGAUAAAUGAAGCUUAUGUGUAUCUGAACUUGAGUAUUUGUGAUGUGUGUUCAUGGUCAAGCUCUUGUGCCAAAAGAGGUUGGCUUAUGAAGUACUAAUCUUUACCCAGAAUAGCUAUUUCCAGCAUCAUGUACAAACUCUUGGGCUGUAAACAUGUCUCAAAUGAUUUGGAUGGGUUCGCAUGUCAA
Molecule: messenger RNA, 836 nt
Organism: Rhododendron vialii
Lineage: Eukaryota; Viridiplantae; Streptophyta; Magnoliopsida; Ericales; Ericaceae
Exons: 2
Coding region: 200-628 (142 amino acids)
Source: RefSeq, a predicted model, not a curated record